Molecule: messenger RNA, 1695 nt
Organism: Trichosporon asahii var. asahii CBS 2479
Lineage: Eukaryota; Fungi; Basidiomycota; Tremellomycetes; Trichosporonales; Trichosporonaceae
Product: amino acid transporter, putative
Exons: 5
Coding region: 1-1695 (564 amino acids)
Biological process (GO): amino acid transmembrane transport
Cellular component (GO): vacuolar membrane
Molecular function (GO): amino acid transmembrane transporter activity
Source: RefSeq, a predicted model, not a curated record
AUGCUGUUCGAGAAGAGCAGGAAGGAGCCCGAUGUCGCGGUCGACAUCGCUCCCGCGCACCACUCGGUGUCUGACUCGGGCGACUAUGGUUCGCACGAUCUCUCCAAGACGGAGGCCCAGGGCGGCCACACCGUCAUGACCGACGGUGUGUUCGGAAACAUGGACGACCACUCUGGACCCAACUACCGUGCUGUUGGAAAAUGGGGCGCGCUGAUCCUCAUGACUAAGGCUAACCUGGGUCUUGGUGUGCUUGCUCUUCCGUCCGUGUUCGCUACUCUGGGUAUGGUCCCGGGUAUCCUCUGCAUCGUUGCUAUCCAGACUAUCAUUGCCUACUGUGGAGUGGUCAUUGGAUCUUGGAAGAUGACCCACCCUACCACGCACUCGCUCGCUGAUGCUGGAGGCAUCAUGGGCGGAUGGAUUGCUCGCGAGUUCCUUUUCCUCAUCUUCUUCGCGACUAGCGGUGGUGGGUCAUGCGGUCGAAGCGGUCGGUCAUCUGAGCUGGAGGGUUUGGUCAGCGAGGGCUUGGCUGGGGUGGAGGGCAGGCUUGGCUGGAAAAAAUGGGUCGAAAUUGGACAUGUGGGAGGCACAUGGACCCUGCACUCAGCCCAGCCUGCCCCUCUCGCCCGCCUUCCCUCCUCUUCGAUGCCUGCCCUACGGUACUCGGCCCCGAACGCUCAACCGACCCUGUCAAUCAUGAUUUUCAUUCUCGGCUCUGCGUGUGUCGGUGUCUCCACCGCCCUUAACGCCGUCUCCAGCCACGGUGCAUGCACUGCUGUCUUUGUCGCCGUCUCGGCCAUUGCCGGCUUCCUCCUCGGCUCGAUCCGUACCCUCGGCCGCAUCUCGUGGAUCGGAUGGGUCGGUAUCUUCUUCAUCAUGGCCUCGAUCCUGACCCUCACCAUUGCCGCCGGUGUCCAGGACCGCCCCGCCGACGCUCCUCAGGCGCCUCUCCCCUGGGAUAAGGACCUCAAGAUCUUUGCCCAGCCCACCUUUGCCGCCGCCAUGUCCGCCAUCAACAACAUUGUCUUCUCUUACGGCGCGACCCCGAUGUACUUCGGUAUUGUCUCCGAGAUGCGUGACCCGCGCCAGUACGCACCCAUGAUGGUCACCUCGGUCUGCUCGCUCACUGUCGUCUACCUUGUUAUUGGCUCGGUCGUCUACUACUACUGCGGACAGUACGUCGCUUCGCCCGCCCUCGGAUCUGCCGGUCUCCUCAUGAAGAAGGUCUGCUACGGCAUUUCCAUCCCCGGUCUGCUCGCCUCUCUCACUAUCUUCACCCACGUGUGCGGCAAGACCCUCUUCGUCCGUCUCAUGAAGGGCUCUCGCCACCUCGCCGCCAACACGAUCCAGCACUGGGCCGCCUGGCUCGGCUGCACUGCCUUCUCCGUCAUUGUCGGCUACAUCAUUGCCUCUGCGAUCCCCAACUUCGGCUCGAUCAUCGGCCUCGUCGGUGCGCUCUUCUGCCCCAUCGUGUGCAUCAUCCCCUACACCUUCAUGUGGUGGAGCCUGAACAAGAAGGGCCGCCGCCUCAGCGAGCUCACGUUCCGCAAGAAGAUUGCCUACGCCGUCAACAUUCUCUUCUGCAUCAUCGGCUUCUUCCUCCUCGGCGCCGGCACGUACGGAGCCGUCGUCGACCUGCGCAAGACGACGAGCGAGUCCAAGCCCUGGUCGUGCGAGAACAACUCGGGCCCCUACUAA